UGGCAGCAGAGGGGCGCUCCGACAAGAUGGCGUCCGACAUCGAAGUGCGUAUGAAGCAAUGGUGUGUGAUCGAGUUCCUGCACGCGGAACGAUCGAGCCCGUCGACAUCCACCGACGGCUGCUCAACGUCUACGGGGACGCGACGGUGGAUGUGAGCACGUGAGGCGGUGGGUGCCGCAGGGAAGGAUGAGCGACGCCGGCGCUAAGCCCAGCCCGCCGCUGGCUGCCAAGGGGGAGAAGGACACGGCGGAGAAGAGGGGAAGGGGGCGGCCCAGGAAGAAACCAGAGGAUCCCAGCGAAGCGCCCACCCCCAAGAGACCCCGCGGGCGGCCGAAGGGCAGCAAGAACAAGGCCAGCUCCAAAGGCAGGAAAUCCUCCGUCACACCAGGGAUGAAACCUCGAGGCCGACCCAAAAAACCGCAGCAGGACGAGGAGGAGGUGAACAUUUCCCAGGAGUCAUCCGAGGAGGAGCAGUGACCCCUCCUGAACCGCCGCUACCUCAUCACCACCCCCAGGACUGAGGGAGAGGGACGGGGCACAACAUCCCCCCACCCCCCACAGCAGCACCCGGCUUCCUCCCCCUCCUGCCCCGCUCCUUCCUCACCCCCCAAUAUCAGCAGCACUGGAACAGAGGGCUCAGCCCCACAGCCCUAUGGGGGGAGGGACCCCCACCCCGCUCCCCCCAGCACAGUGGGGCAGCCCCACUCCCCCUCACUGCCCGUUUUGGGGUGACCCCCUUUCCCCCAUCGGUUCUGGCUGGGUUUUAUUUUAUUCUUUUAUAUAUAAAUAUAUAUAUAUAAUUUGGGGUGGGGGGGUUAUUUUUUAGCCCUUUUUGGUUCUCCUCUCAUUUACAACUACCUCUGGAUAUUUAAGUUCCUCUCCACCAUUGUGGGGCGGCUGAGCAUCCUUUGCUUUUGGGGUCAUCAUUUUCCUCCUUGUUUCUUUUUGGGGUGCAUUGCUGGGGGUCGCAGCGGGGGAGAUUCCCCCCAAUUCAGGCAUCUGCUCAUUCAUUUCUUUUCCUACUGUUACUUUAAGGGUUCACUCACUGCUGCUCCUGGGUUGGGGGUUUGGGGAUGUCGGGGGUCCCCCCUUGUGCCACCCCCACGGCUGCAGUUGGGGCUGGGGGGGGGGUUUGGUGUCGGGUUUGGGGUGCUGCCAGUGUGGGGCAAUAGGGGGGAUUUAUUACUGUUUAUUUUUUUGUUCCACUGUUACCAACCGCCUGGUUUCCUAUUUGCAGUUACUUGAAUAAAACGUUUUAUGGA
Molecule: messenger RNA, 1262 nt
Organism: Coturnix japonica (Japanese quail)
Lineage: Eukaryota; Metazoa; Chordata; Aves; Galliformes; Phasianidae
Source: RefSeq, a predicted model, not a curated record